AUGCCUUCACCUUCAGACUCCAGCAGCGUGGCCUCAGCCUCGGGGUCCCGCGGCUGGUCGGACAGCCGGAGGGGGAUGUCCGGCCGGGGGCCCGGCGGCGCCCGGCUGCUCCUCUACCUGGGCCUGUGCCACCUGGGCCUGGGGGCUAUGGUCCUGGCCUUCUCCUUCACCAGCAUGGCCUUCACCUCCUCGGCCCGGGUCAGGCAGUCCUGUCCGUUCUGGGCCGGCUUCUUCGUGGUGGCUUCAGGGAUCGUUGGGAUCAUCUCAUGGAGGAGACCUCUGACGCUGGUGGUGUCCCUGUUCAUGCUGCUGUCAGCGGUGUGUGUGAUCCUCAGCCUGGCCGGCUCCAUGCUCUCCUGUCAGAACGCCCAGAUGGUCAAGUCCAUGCUCACCUGCCAGGUGGAGAACGGUUUGUGCGUUUGCUGCGCGCCGACUCACCCCUGCUCCAUCACCGAGGAGGAGACCCUGGUCCUCUACCUGAACGCCGACUGCCACUCGGUGCGGCAUCAGCUCAAGGACCUUUUGUUCAGCGCAUGUGGCCUCAGCAUUCUCUCCACCAUCAUUUGUACGCUGUCCACCGUGACCUGCAGCAUCCACAUAUUCUCCCUGGACCUGGUGCACCUGCUGGCGCCGCAUCGCUCUCGCUCCGUCAACCCAGAAUGCACCACUCCUCAGGACGCCUUCCUCACCAACAUCAUGGACUUUGAGGAGUUUGUGCCGCCCAUCCCUCCGCCUCCGUACUAUCCUCCAGAAUACACCUGCAGCUCCGAGACCGACGCUCAGAGCAUCACGUAUAACGGCUCCAUGGAGAGUCCCGUUCCUCUCUACCCGACCGACUGCCCUCCUCCGUACGAAGCUGUGAUGGGGAAACGAGCUGCCAGCCAGGCGACGGUGUUCGACCCUCACGGCACCGAGCUGUCUGGAGAGAGAGGGACUUCUACAGCCUUCAGCGGAGAAGUGUCCAUGGACAGCGGCUCUCUGCUGAUGUCUGAGAUCGUAGACAUCCCCGACGACUCGUCCCCGUCCGAGGACUCGUGUCUGAUGGAGGUCGGCCUGAGGCCCCACGGGGGAGGCAGCCGGAGCACCGAGGGGGGAGACGGAGGAGACGGAGGGGACUACUUCAGCUUCAGAGGCCAAACGCCGGAGAGUCCGCUGGCCGGAGGCCCGAGAGCCCGGAGGUUCAUUCGAGGAGAGAGGUCCAACUCCUGCUCGUCGCCCAGCACGGCCACCACCACCUACAGGUCUCCGGUCCUGCGUCGCCAGGCCAUGUUGGCCAGCAGCUGCUCCCAGCUGGAGGCGAUAGGAAGCUCCACGUCUCCUCAGCAGAGCUUCAUCCCGGAGAUCCGUGUCCGACCCUCCACCCCGUCUGGCCAGGGAGCCUCCUCCGUCCCCCCGGUUUUGGCCUCCCUGGCCGGCGGCGAGCAGCUUCCUCGUCAGCCGCUGUACCUUCGGCGGAGGGCGGGAAGGAACGACAAGGACGGAGAGAACGUGAAGGUGGACAGCGACGGGUUCCUACGCCUGGUGAGGUCGCACAGCGAGCCGGGCCUCGGGUCCUCCACCGACACAGUUGACUUUGGCUCCGGAGGCAGUAAAGCUUCUAUAGACACAGGUCCGUCCUCCGAGGCCUGUCUGCUGCCCCAAACCUCUUUGCCUCCCGCCUCAGCUUUGCCUACGAAAGGCAGCAUGAAGUCUGCAGCCACAGGAGUCCAGGUUCCCUCCAAGCCGGUCCCGUCCUCGCCGCUACGUUUACCUAAAGACUGCCACCGCUCGCUCGGAGACCUGAAGGUUACUCGGGUUCUGGUGGCUCGCUUCCUGCAGCGCUCCAAACGCAACCUGUCGCCUUCCUCCGAACACGCUGGGAGUCCAGGACAAGGACCCAAGAGGAGGAGUGGAACCGAGAGCGCCGGCGCCAACCAUCUACCCUUGGAACAGGUGUUGCGGGCCACCUGGAGCACCGGCCGAGGUCACGCCAACCACCACCCCCACCACCGCGGGCAUCACCACUCCCACAGCGACAGCCGACACAAUCGGCACCACGGCAGCCGCUCGCCAGAGGGCAUCCACCUGCGCAGUUGCGGGGAUUUAAGCUCCUCCUCCUCGCUGCGCCGCCUGGUGACGCCUCAUCCGCCGCACGGUUCGUCCGGAGCGCUCUAUUCGGAGUCUGCGCUGUGAGGAGGCGGGAAACAGGAGGCGGGGUUGUCGGGAUUUAGGCGGGAACAUCCGGUUUUGAGAGUUUGGAAAGUCCUCUCCGCCUCCUUUUCCUGAAGCCAACAGAGCGAACGGCCUUAUUUAGUGGUGCUCUUU
Molecule: messenger RNA, 2304 nt
Organism: Stegastes partitus (bicolor damselfish)
Lineage: Eukaryota; Metazoa; Chordata; Actinopteri; Pomacentridae
Gene: entrep3
Product: family with sequence similarity 189 member B
Exons: 14
Coding region: 1-2172 (723 amino acids)
Cellular component (GO): membrane
Source: RefSeq, a predicted model, not a curated record